Homo sapiens (human) is the source of this 3746-nucleotide messenger RNA. RefSeq names its product SFT2 domain containing 3 (gene SFT2D3). Lineage: Eukaryota; Metazoa; Chordata; Mammalia; Primates; Hominidae. The record is from RefSeq and is marked validated. The transcript has a single exon. Gene Ontology annotation, cellular component: cytoplasm; membrane; endomembrane system. Gene Ontology annotation, biological process: vesicle-mediated transport. Bases 33 to 680 code for a protein of 215 amino acids.
AGCUUUUCCUUUCUGCCACCGCCUUGUCCAAGAUGGCGGACCUCCACCGCCAGCUGCAGGAGUACCUGGCGCAGGGGAAAGCUGGCGGCCCGGCGGCCGCGGAGCCGCUGCUCGCCGCGGAGAAGGCGGAGGAGCCCGGGGACCGGCCGGCGGAGGAGUGGCUGGGCCGCGCGGGCUUGCGCUGGACGUGGGCGCGGAGCCCUGCGGAGUCGGCAGCGGCCGGCCUGACGUGCCUCCCGAGCGUGACGCGCGGGCAGCGGCUGGCGGCGGGCGGCGGGUGCCUGCUGCUGGCUGCACUGUGUUUCGGCCUAGCCGCGCUCUACGCACCGGUGUUGCUGCUGCGCGCGCGCAAGUUCGCGCUGCUCUGGUCACUGGGCUCGGCGCUGGCGUUGGCGGGAAGCGCGCUGCUGCGGGGCGGCGCGGCGUGCGGACGCCUGCUGCGCUGCGAAGAAGCGCCGUCCCGGCCCGCGCUGCUCUACAUGGCAGCGCUGGGCGCCACGCUGUUCGCCGCGCUGGGCCUUCGCAGCACGCUGCUCACGGUGCUGGGCGCGGGCGCGCAGGUGGCCGCGCUGCUGGCCGCGCUGGUUGGGCUGCUGCCCUGGGGCGGCGGCACCGCGCUGCGCCUCGCACUGGGUCGCCUGGGCCGCGGCGCCGGCCUCGCCAAGGUGCUGCCCGUGUGAGGACCUCGCGCCCUCGCCGCUGGGGAAGUACGCGGAGCCAGCGCCGUCGGAGACCGCGCCGGCCGAGCUGAGGACUGCACGCCGCUGUGCGGAAGCCCGUGGCGAAGGCCCUGCCCUAACAGCCUGCGAGUCUAAUCCGGGAGCGGCUGCUGCCAGCGGAGGCGACAGCAGCGUUGGGAGCUCCUCGAUGUCAGCUUUUUGUGCUGGACUUGGCACACGCUCUGAAAACUGAGAUUUUGUCAUUGAACUGGUGACAGGAUGUGAGACGGUUAUUAGAAGUUGCUUUCGAAGUAACUGUGGUCUUAGGUUCGGCUGAGUAAAGAAAAAGGAUUUUUCUUCGAGUUAGCUGCUCUUGUGAUUUUUCUCAGGCUGUUUUGUCAUUUUAAAAUCCAGUGGUAGAUGUAGCUUAGCGACGGUAGUUUUUUGUUUUGGCUAUACUAAGACUUGGAAAUUAUUCUCUCCAGUGUCAGCGAAUCCAGAAGGGUAUCAGAUUAAACACCGAAUUCAGCCACUGGACUUUUAAAAGUACUUAAGAUGGUUUAUCUCGGGUUUUUUCUUCAGUUAACAAAAUCAUAAAUAUGGUGCCUUAUAACAUGAAAGGAAAAUUAGUUGUGUAUUUCACGACGAAAGCGACGGACCAAAAGAAAUUUCCUGCCCCAAGAAGCAUGGGAUCCAGGAAGGGGCGCGUAGAUGCUUAACGGUCUCUUCGGAAAUCCUGCAAAUAGAAAGAUAAUUCUAGAUCCGGAAUACCUGUAUCUGGUGGAAACCAUGGAUUUCUACAAGCUCGAAUUAUUCCUCAUUGUAUAGCCUGCUUUGUAAACUAGUUUACAAUUUGCAGGCUGAUCUUAAGAUUUUUUUAUAUCUAAUUGCUGCUGCCUUCAUUUUAGGUUCAGCAGUUACUUUUAACUACCUUAAUUUAUUGCCAGAAGGUAUGAGCCUAACAUUCUGAUGAGUCCAGAAAACUACGUUUUGUCAGUAGCAAUACACUAGGAAGUAAAAUAUAUUUAGAAUUUAAACAUUGUGUGCCAGUGGUCCUCGCGCUUGACUGCACAUCAGUUACUUGAAGAGCCACACCUCAGAUCAAUGCAGUCAGAACCUGGGAAGUAGGUCCCAGACAUCAGGACCUUUUUAAAGCUCCCCAAGUGAUUCUACGUUCCCCAAGUUUGAGGACCACUUUUCUGUGCAUUGGCUUGCACAAUUUGAAAGUAAUGCUUUUCCUGAGCUGGAUCCCAGUGUUGCCUUAACAGGGUGUCUGUCGUGCCGCAGUAGAGCACUGCUGCUUCCUCCAACCCCAAAAUUUAUGUUCCUAAGUAAGUCAGGUCCCUAAGCCCCGUCCCAAGAAGUGACACAAGUGGCCAACAUCCACACUGUAGGCUUGCAGGCUACCCGCCCUGAGAUUUGGUAAAGAACACUGCCUUGUUCCCCAUCAGUAAACAAGGUUACCUACCUCAGGAGGCUGCUUGUGAGAGAGCAAAUGCAGUAUCUUCAGAAUGAUUUAUUUUUUUAAUUAAUUGUAAAGACUUGUGCCAUUGGCUGCUCUUUCUAGUCCCCUAAAUUUCUGUUCUAGUUUUAAAUUUCUCUAGAACUUGCAAUAGUUGGGGGUUUUAUAAUGAUGUUUUACAAUGUUUAUUUCUUAAAUAAAAACUUAAAAAUUCAACAUUUCUCAGCUGGUGGCUCACACCUGUAAUCCCAGCAUUUUGGGAGGCCAAGGCGGGAGGAUCACUUGAGGCCAGGAGUUCAAGACCAGCCUGGGCAACACAGUUAAACCCCAUCGCCACAGAAAAUCUUCAAAAAAUUUGCCAGAUAUGGUGGCACACAACUGUGAUCCCAGCUACUUGGGGUGGGGCUGAGGUGGGAAGAUCACUUGAGCCCAGGAGGUUGAGGCUGCAGUGAACUGUGAUCACACCACUGCACCACAGCCUAGGCAACAGCGAGACCUUGUCUCAAAAAUUUUUUCUCAAAUCAAACAUCAUUGAAAAUCUACUUUUUAUAAGCUUCAAAUCACAACAUCUAGUAUGUAUGCUGACAGUGAUGUUUUUAAAUGCCAUAUAUAUUUAAUAAGUAUAAUGUAGAGGUUUAUUGUUUAAAUGAAUUCACUCUCAAAAUGUGAUCUGUCAAGUCCAGUAGAGCUUCAAGGUAAAAUGAAAAUUUUUAAAUGUGAUCUGGUUAUCUGCUUACUGAGAUACUAUGUUUCUAAAGUUAAAGCCCAAAAUAAUGAAAAUUUUUCCACUAGAAUCUCAGGGAAAAAAAGUCUAAUCUUGAUAUGGGUUUGGUCUCUGGAUCCGGUUUUAGCUUCAUGAAAUUUGAUUACAGUUUCUCUCUCUUUAAGCUAUACCAGUUGGGGGUGAGUGAAGAAAUACCCAUAACCUAAAGCAAUCUUGAGCCUCCUAAUAGCAUGUUUAUGGUGGAGCGCUGAUUAAAUAAGCUGUAAUUUCAAAGUUAAAAAAAAAAUAGUCUCUAGAUUCUAACACUGAAAAGCAGUGUAUAUGGCUGACAUUUUCUCACUCCACAGAAAUCAAUUAGCUUUUGCUGUUUUUUACAUUCAUAGAGAACCAGUUAAAUUUUCAUAUCCUGUUAAACUAUAUCAGUAUGCCUUUUCUAAGCAACCAUUGAAACUUCCAGCACCAGCGGCCAGGUACUGUGGCUCAGAUCUGCAAUCCCAGCACUUUGGGAGGCCACAGCAGGUGGACCGCUUGAGCCCAGGAGUUUGAAACCAGCAUAGACAAAGUGGUGAAACUCCAUCUCUACAAAAAACACACACACAAAAAAUUAGCUGGGCAUGGUGGCAUAUGCCUGUAGUCCUAGCUACUAGGGAGGCUGAGGCAGGGUCAAAGCUGAAGUGAGCCGUGAUUGCACCACUGCACUCCUGGCUGGGUGACAGAGCAAGACUCUGUCAAAAAAGGAAAAGAAAAAAAGAAACUUCCAGCACCACUAAAUUUGCCAAAUAAAUUUGACUGAUGCCAAAACUGAAGCUGCCAAUGUAAUGAAAUGUUAAGGUGGCCAUAGGACAGUCCUUUUAAUAAAAGCUUCCAUGUAAAACCAAAAUAAAGGUCAGUAUAGAAAGUA